Molecule: messenger RNA, 2474 nt
Organism: Amphiprion ocellaris (clown anemonefish)
Lineage: Eukaryota; Metazoa; Chordata; Actinopteri; Pomacentridae
Gene: inha
Product: inhibin subunit alpha
Exons: 2
Coding region: 45-1070 (341 amino acids)
Biological process (GO): SMAD protein signal transduction
Cellular component (GO): extracellular region
Molecular function (GO): cytokine activity; growth factor activity
Source: RefSeq, a predicted model, not a curated record
GAAGAUAUUUUUUUCCCCAGCAGCGGUUAUUGCAGAGUACAGUCAUGGUGUCCUGUGCUGUCUUUCUUUUCUGGAUCCACGUUCUGACUGAAGGCUCCAGGGGAGAGGAGCUGCCCCGGGAGGAUGUGCUGGCCUGGUUCAGACAGCGAGUUCUGGACGGCCUCGGGCUGGAAGGACCUCCUCUGCCGGGUCCUGAUGGGGACGUGGCGCCGGCGGGGUCGAGGCACCUCCAUCAGAGGGCCCCCAGGAUGAGCAGAACGACGUGGGUCAGUCAUGAAACCCGUCCGGAUCAGGAGGCAUCCCAAAUGAUUCUGUUCCCCGGAUCUGACUCCAGCUGUGCCACAUCCUCUCCAGGGGAAACCACAAACACACACUUCACGUAUCACUUCCAGCCUUCCAUCGACAUCCAUGCCACUGUGGCCACAUCUGCUCACCUCUGGUUCCACGCAGGAGAAGCGUCCACAGCCAACUCCUCCUCCCCGCUGUUCAUGCUCACUUCCUCCCAGCAGCUCCUUCAGGCAGCAGCGGCUCCAUCGGCCAUCAGCCCUGACGGAUGGUUCACCUACCAGCUGGAUCGCAGCCUGCUGACCCCGGUGGCUGAAGGUCCGUUCCUGCUGCAGGUCCACUGUGCGGCCUGCCGGUGUCAAGACGACCAACCAGACAAGACGCCCUUCCUCCACAUCCACAUCCGGCCUCGCGGCCCGGUCCGCUCACCCCGCCGAGCAGCAGCCACCAUCCCCUGGUCUCCUUCUGCCGUCUACCUUCUGCAGCGGCCCUCCCAGGAGAGACCCGAGCACAGCGACUGCCAGCGAGCGCAGAUCGAAAUCAGCUUCGAGGAGUUGGGCUGGGACAGCUGGAUCGUCCACCCCAAGGUGCUGACUUUCUACUACUGUCACGGGAACUGCUCGGCCGAGGGUCGAACCACGGCGAUGCUGGGGAUCAGUCAGUGCUGCGCUCCGGUCCCGGGCACCAUGAAGUCCCUAAAGAUCACCACGACGUCUGACGGCGGCUACUCCUUCAAGUAUGAGACCCUGCCCAAUAUUAUACCUGAAGAGUGCACCUGUAUCUGAUCUGAGAGUUUCAGAAUUCACCUUUCAGCUGGUGCUUAUUCCAGACGAUAAAUCACUCUGUAGUGUACUGGUUUUUAUGUUGUAUUUGAUUUACUCUGCAGUUAGAAUUCAAAAAAAAUGGCUGUCAAUAAAACAUCCUUUGAAAAAUACAUUGAAAUUAAAGGAUCUCAUACAGAUAGAACAGCUACCAGCUAAUUUCUUCCUCUGCAUUGCAACAAAUCAAGCAGCACUAACCAUAUUGUACUGUACUUUGUCACUUUUCCAGUAUAUGAACAAAACCCCAGUUAGAUUUAUGCAGUGUAGAAUGGAGACUCGCAUUUUUUACGUAGCUAUUGUGCUAUUUCACCAUGCAGAUCUGUUUUUGGUUGUAAGAUUUGACCUUUCAUCACCAAAAAGAUGAAAACUGUCCGCAGCAGAAAAUCCCAGACAAGUGGAACAUUGUUUCUAGGUCUGAUAAACACCAAAAAAGACCUGAUAAUCAUGAAAGGAUUCUGUUGUAUGGCUGCCAAAGAUUUAGAGGUGGAUACAAAAAUCUCAGCACAUGCAAUCAAGUUGUUUCGCUUUUUGCAGUUUUAACACUUGCCCAGUAGAUUUCUUACAAUAAGGUAAUGAUUUUUUUUUGUAUUACAAUUUUAUGCUUAAAUAUGCCAAUCGGGCAUUAAAUAUCUGAAAAGGUACUAAUUUGCAUUGAUUUCUAGAAGAGUUUAUAGACAUAAUAAUGUCAAAGGUUCUCCCAUUGGGAAUGUUGGAUGUCUCUUGAAAUCCAAAAAUAUUGUCAGCAGCCCAAAAAUAAAUCCAGUUUGGUAUUCAGGAAUAACAUGUUCUAUAAGUCAGGCUAUAAAUGACACAUAAAGUCACUCAGAAAACCCACAGAAUGUAGAUAAGAAUGAAACUUGAAAUUUUAGUCUGUUUAGGUUCUAAUGAAAAUUUUUGGCGAAAGAAACUUAUUUUGAAAGAGGUGAAUUUCCACACAUUCUCACUUUAAAUUGUUGGAUUCAUAAAUACACAAAUAAAGAUAUCAUCAUGAGGUUUCUCCAGUAAAAGCAAUUUUUUUGUAUUUCAUUUUCUUUCUGUAUUUUCGACGGAUGGAAAAUAGCCCAAAAUCUCAAUACUGUCCAAUGCAUGAAUAAAUCCUAGCCUGUUUUGUCUUUCUUUCAGGUUCUUUUAACUGAUAAAGUGUCACUUUUCAUAUCACACAAUUAUCUCACUAAGUCUUAUCAAAGUUUGCUUCUGUGUCGUUGCUUAAUAAACUCCAAUAAAUAGAUAAAACCAGUAUUUUAUCAUCUUUCCUUGGUGUUUUUCUUCCUCUCCUGCCCUUUAGAGGGCGCUGUAGCCUACUUUAAACCUGAAACACUUCACAGCUGAACCUUCAAACUGUCUGAAGUCCGAGUAAAGUGAAAUGCG